AUGGGGAAUCUUGAUCGGGAAACCCGGUCUAAGAAGUGCCUGCUGUGUGGCGCGGAGAGCCACAGGCAGAAGGAUUGCCUGGUCAAUAAGUCGGGAGCUAGGCCCAAGGCAACCUCAACGUCUUCAUCGACUACCAGGUCAGUGGGUGAUGGUUCGACCUCAUCUCGACCUCCGGGGGUGGCAACCGUGAGUGCGUCGCCAGGUGAUGGAGGUGACCCACCAAUCCAGGGCGUUCCUUGGACCCUCGAGACUCUCAUGCAGGCAGCCCAGCAAGUUGUACAAGCCCAGGUGGUGUCGCCGACCUCGGAUGGAGAGAAGAGUCCGGAGAAAACCCCAACAACUGCCAAGGUGCUAGUCGUGAAGGAUAUCAGGGUCUGUUCGGUGCGGGCAACGACCUCAGCUUUGCUGGAUUCAGGGGCCACUCAUGCGCUACGGACAGCCACGACCUGGGAUGAGUGGACGAAGGCGGAUGAGGUGAUGGUCCAGUUGGCAGGCAGUCACUCGCUCAAGAUGAAGAUGAGCGAAGCGGGAUCACUACUUAUGCCGCCUGGUGAAGAGAAGGUACCUGGGGGUGAGCAGGUCCAAACCAUAGUCCCACUUGGAGAACUGGUGAAGGUUCUGGGAUACACUUUGCAGUGGUCACCCAAGCAAUGCAUCCUGGUAGGCCCGGAAGGAGAGACCGCCAAGCUGAACAUCAACUCCGGGUGCCCCCAGCUGUGUGAGGCCGAGGCUUUGGCAUUGAUAGCUCGACUGGAAGAACGAAAGGUGGCUUCCUACAUGGAGAAGUCCUGGUUUGAGUACAUGCUCAGCUAUGCCACCUCCGGGAAUCGUGAAGAUGGGUUGCGAGCUCUUCGUGAUGCACCGUUUCUUCAAGAAGUUCCUGGAGAGUGCAUCAAUGGCCUAAUACCAGCAAAUGAGUCAGGAGGAGGAUGGGAUACCCUGAAGAAGGUCACCUACCUGACAAGAUCCCAAAGGCGAGCCUUGCUGAGCGCGAAAAAAUGGGCAGUUCAUCUCUUUGCGGGCGAGGAAGGUCACCUGGAGUUCUUUCUGGCUCAUGAUGGCGAAACCAUCGUCCUUGAGGUGGAUUUGGUGUUCGGAGGACCCCCUGGACGAGAUGGGAAGGUCUUUGCACCUACCUCUACAACCACUUCGCUGAAGUCCCUGUCCUUGAUCUGCAGAAUGCUAUGGCUGUAUGUUGUGGCGGCAGCUGGAAGGAUGACGAUGGCGAAGGGGGCGCUAAGGCACAAGGAGGUGGGAUUCAUGCUUGAACAUCCAGGACCACCUACCAGCGCCUCGAGUGACACAGCCUCAAUCGACUUCAUGAAUGAGACGGGCAUGUUCGAGGUGUCGUUUGAUCAGGGCGGUACAGGGGCAGUGCGCUCAAUGAGUACCACUCUGGGAACCAAUGUGCCGUAUUUGAGAGGAUUGGAGGGAAUCACCUGCGACCACCUCACGGAGGAAUCACCUGCAGGUCCGGAUCAGAGUCGAUGGUCUCCUGGCUUCGUCAAGGCACUGGUGAUGGCGUUCCAUUUGUGGUCCAGGAGUCCAAGGGUGUAUGCCAUGAGUCCGGAAAGGUGGAAGGCGCACGUCGAUGCCUCACACCUACCAUACAGGAGGGAUUGUGCCACCUGCGUCAUGGCAAGAGGAACUGGAAAGCGACAUGCGCGAGUUCACCACCCCGACAGCUAUGUCCUCACUUCAGACCUUUCUGGACCACUGAAGCCAGGCUUAGACUCAGCUACAAAGGGAACUCCUGCGUGCAACCUCAGAUACUUGCUAGUGGCAAAGUACAUCUUUCCAAAGGAGUUCGUCAGGGCAUAUGCUGGCAAAGAUCCACCUCCAAAUGAGGGCCUGAUACCUUCACCACAACCGGAACAUCAGAAGGAGGAGGAGUGCUUGGAGGAGGAGGACCUGGUCAAAUCCGAUGGUGAAGCGGACGAUGAGGCAGACGAAGUCGGUGAGUCCGAGGAGGAUGGAGGUACUAAGGGACACGCUGCAAUGAGAGCUGGUGACUGCAGGCCUCCUGAGAUGACAUCGUUGACCUUCGCUGUGGGUAUUCCAAACAACAAGGCGAGUACGAUAAAGGGGGCUCUUCAAGACGUCAUCCUGUACCUCGGGGCUCAUGGACUACCAGUCCUUCGUUUCCACUCCGAUAGAGGAGAGUACUACUCUGCGAGCUUCAAGGCCUGGCUACGGGAACAAGGGAUCAGGUCUACAUGGGCAGAAUCAGGAAUUCCUCAAUCAAAUGGCCAUGCCGAGUCAACAGUUCGCUGGGUGAAGGACAGGGUUCGCACAAUGUUGAUGGCAGGGGAGCUACCUGUCCGACUUUGGCCAUCCGCGGCCGAAACUGCAGCAGCGGAACAGCGGGCAAGGGUCUUGGGAUGGAGGAGGAGUGCCGAUACCUUUGAUGCUCGCUGGAUGAACGGGAAAUAUGUGGGCCUGAGCGGGUUACUGGAUCGAGGCCAUGUGGUUUUCUUACCUGAGGAGGGAGAAAACUCAUCCUGCUGGAAUGACAAGGCAGACCUUCGCGACCCUUCUACAUGGUUUAAGCGAAAAGCCCGACUUGUGGUGUGUGGGAAUAUGGCGGUGAACAGCAACCCGGAUCUUUACACUGAAGCGGCUCCAGCUGAGGCAGUGCGAGCAGCGCUGACUCUGACAUGCAAAAACCAAUGGACAGUGGGGAUCCUGGAUGUUGUGACGGCCUUCUUGAAGACCCCCGUGGGAAGAUCACCUAGAGAUCCGGUGGUGGUGGUACAGCCACCCAAGCUGUUGGAGCGCCUUGAGCUGAUCGAGGAGUUUGAGCUUUGGGGUUUGGUCCGGGCACUAUAUGGUCUUAAGGAGUCACCGAGGCUGUGGGGUACAUACCGAGAUCAUGAGCUGGGAUCCCUCACCGUUUCCAUGAACGACACCUUACUACAACUACGACGAGGAAAGGCUGUAACUGCAUGGUGGACCGUCGCAGGGCCAACCGGGGCCCUGGUUGCUGUAAUGGUGAUUUAUGUGGACGAUUUUCUCCUGUGUGGUGCUCGAGAAACCAUCACGGCAUUGGCUCAAGCAAUUCAGAGCCUGUGGGAGACAACGGAAUUGCAGCUGAUAUCGCAGCACCAGUCACUCAGGUUCUUGGGAAUGGAAAUAUGUCUACAAGAAGGACGACAGCAGUCUUUCGGCAUCUACAUCAAGGAGCUGUUGAGAGCAAGAAGAAUACCUGCCACGCAACAGGACCGGAUCCCGCUAAGCAAGGAUGCAGCAUCGUUUGCUGUGUUGGAAAGUGAUCCUCCGCCUAACGACUUCGACGUCCACCUGGCCCAACAACUCACCGGAGAGCGAUUAUGGGUUUCCCAGAGACGACAGUUGACCAUCUCCUACGAUGGCACGGACCUUUCUUUGUUUUGUGAUGCUGCCUAUGCCCCGGAGUCUGGAAGGUCACACUCAGGGUGGGUGGUGUUUUGGGGAGGAUCAGCAAUAGUGUGGCGCUCGGGACGUCAAACUGUGAUCUCCCUAUCCACCGCGGAGAGUGAACUCAUUGCCCUGUUGGACGGCGCGGUCGCGACACUUGGAGUGGAAGCUUUACUGCAAGAUGUGGGCAUGCAGAUAUCAACAAGAAUUGUGAACACCGAUAGCACCUCGGCGCUGGCGAUUUCAACAGGGACUGGCGGGUGGAGAACAAGACAUCUUCGUAUAAAGGCAGGUUGGAUGCAAGAACAACUGGAUGCCGAGACCUUCUCCAUACAACACUGUGCUGGGAAGUUCCAAAGGGCGGAUCUAUUGACGAAGCCAUUGGCAGCUCAGAGAAUUGGAGACCUCCUAAGCCUAUGGGGGGUGGUUGAAGAUGUGUCUUUACCGACUGAGUCAAGGCUGAGCAAGUAUCAGGUGGUGGAGCAUUGUCAGUUGACUGGGAUAUGCUGGGAUGGACAAAAGGAGGUACUCGCCAAUCGGUUGGCACCGAACCUCGCCAGCGGCCAUUUCCCUUCUAGAGUGCUUCCCUCGACCAAGCAGCUCAAGUUUGUGCUCUACCUGUGGAGGAAGAAGGAGUUGAACUUCAAGACCCACCUGCAGUGGAGCGACAUCAACACGAAGCAUCGUAUUUCGCAGUGGAUUCACCACUGGAAGAGCGAAUGA
Molecule: messenger RNA, 4119 nt
Organism: Symbiodinium natans
Lineage: Eukaryota; Dinophyceae; Suessiales; Symbiodiniaceae
Source: the annotation of a GenBank genome assembly